Messenger RNA from Tetrahymena thermophila SB210, 156 nucleotides. RefSeq lists its product as hypothetical. The record is from RefSeq and is a predicted model, not a curated record. The transcript is spliced from 2 exons. Lineage: Eukaryota; Ciliophora; Oligohymenophorea; Hymenostomatida; Tetrahymenidae.
AUGGCUCAAGACAGCAAUUCUGGUGAUCAAACUAAAUCACAAUUUAAUUUGAACUCUUCAUUACAAUCUUCAUCUUAAUAAUCUACUUAAUAUAUUGCCAAUUUAGGAAGCACAUUAGGUAAUUCAAACAUAACUACUACCUAAUAAAUUAAAUGA